AUGGAGGUCCUGAGGGAGAAGGUGGAAGAGGAGGAGGCCGCCGAGCGGGAGGAGGGGGUAGAAUACCCCCCCAGGCUCGAGAAAAUGACAAAGCCGCCCCGGAAGGAGACAGCCACCCUGACGCAGGAGAUGCUGAGAGAAAUGGAGCAGAAGUUGGCAGAGAUCGAGGUCCCCACUCCAGGGGAGGCCCUGGAAAAAGACACCAUUGACAUCUCCACGCUGCCCCUUUCCUACAAAACCAACACACCCAAGGAGGAGCAGCUUCUACAGGUGGCAGACAACUUCUCCUCCCAGUACAGUCACCUGUGCCCGGACCGAGUGCCCCUCUUACUGCACCCGCUGAAUGAGUGCCAAGUGCCCAAGUUCGUGAGCACGACCCUCCGGCCCACACUGAUGUCCUACUCCGACCUCUACAACUGGGACAGCUGCGCCCAGUUUGUCUCCGACUUCCUCACCAUGGUGCCCCUGCCUGACCCCAUCAAGCCGCCCACGCACCUGCACUCCCCCACCACGGUGCUCAAGCAGCAGAAGGGCAACUGCUUCGACUUCAGCACGCUACUCUGCUCCAUGCUCAUCGGCUCCGGCUACGACGCCUACUGCGUCAGCGGCUACGCCUCCAGGGACCUGUGCGCCAUGGACCUGACGCGGGAGCUGUGUCCACUCACCACGAAGGCCAAGGAGGUGGUCCUCGAGGAGGAGAAGGCCCCAUGCAAGAAGUACGCCAUAAGACCCCCCAGGGACCUGAGCAGCAGGUUUGAGCAGGAGCAGGAGAUGAAGAGGCAGGAGGAGAUCAAAGCAAAGGAGAUGAAGCGGCUGAGGGAGGAAGAAGAGCGCCUCCUGGAGGUGGAGAAGAUGGCACCGGACCCCCUGCAUGGCCUGCGUGUGCACGCCUGGGUCCUGGUGCUGUCGGGGAAGCGAGAGGUGCCUGAGAGCUUCUUCAUAGACCCCUUCACAGCCCGCAGCUACAGCACUCAGGAUGAACACUUCCUGGGCAUCGAGAGCCUCUGGAAUCACAAGAACUACUGGGUCAACAUGCAGGACUGCUGGAAUGGCUGCAAGAACUUGGUCUUUGACCUGGGAGAUGCUGUGAAGUGGGAGUACCUGCUCUUGGGGACCGAUAAGCCGUACCUGUCCAUGUCUGAUGAGGAGGAAGAGGGGGUGAACGACUAUGAUGACGACGAUGUGGGAAAUCUGGGCAAAGAGGAUGAGGAGAAGGGCUUCGACAUGCCUCACUCGUGGGUGGAACAGAUCGAAAUCUCCCCAGAAGCAUUCGAGUCCCGCUGCCCCAAUGGGCAGAAAAUCAUCCAGUACAAGAAGGCCAAGCUGGAGAAGUGGGCCCCGUACCUCCACAGCAACGGCCUCGUGUGCUGCCUGAGCAUCUACAGGGAUCUGGAAUGCACCGACCUUCUGGAGAUCAAGCAGUGGUACCAGAACCGGGAGGACAGGCUGGAGCUGAGGCACAUAAACCAGGAGACAGGCCUGAAUGUCGACUACUUCAAGCCGGGCCACCCCCAGGCUCUGCGUGUGCACGCCUACAAGUCCAUGCUGCCCGAGAAUGACCGUGUGAUGGAGUUUUACGAGUCGGCCCGGGUGGACGGCCUCAUCAAGAGGGAGGAAACGCCGACCACCAUGGAUGAGUACUUCCUGGGCCGAGCGGACUUCCUCUCCUCCCGCCAUGUCAAGUUCGGCCCCAGGGUCAAGAAGCUUGCUCUGAACAGCCCGGAGUCCAACCCCCGGCCUGUGGUGAAAAUCACUGAGCGCUUCUCCCGCAACCCCAAGAAGCCUGCGGACGAGGACGUGGCGGAGCGCACGUUCCUGAUGGUGGAGGAGCGCAUCCAACUGCGCUACCACUGCCGCGACGAGCACAUCACGGCCUCCAAGCGCGAGUUCCUGCGGCGCACCGAGGUGGACAGCAAGGGCAACAAGAUCAUCAUGACGCCUGACAUGUGCAUCAGCUUUGAGGUGGAGCCCAUGGAGCAUACAAAGAAGCUGCUCUACCAGUUCGAGACCAUGAUGCAGCUCAAGAGUGAGGAAAAGCAGUGCAGACACCAGGCCUGGGAGUCGGAGCUGGAGGUGCUGGAGAUCCUGAAGCUUCGAGAGGAAGAGGAAGAGGCCCACACGCUGACCAUCUCCAUCUAUGACACCAAGCGAAAUGAGAAAAGCAAGGAGUACCGGGAGGCCAUGGAGCGGGUGAUGCACGAAGAGCACAUGCGGCAGAUGGAGACGCAGCUGGACUACCUGGCCCCGUUCCUGGCGCAGCUCCCCGCGAGCGAGAAGCUGACGCGCUGGCAGGCCGUGCGCCUCAAGGAUGAGUGUCUCAGUGACUUCAAGCAGAGGCUCAUCGACAAGGCCAACCUCAUCCAGGCCCGCUUCGAGAAGGAGACCCAGGAGCUGCAGAAGAAGCAGCAGUGGUACCAGGAGAACCAAUUGACCCUGACGUCCGAGGACGAAGACCUGUACCUGAGCUACUGUUCCCAGGCCAUGUUCCGCAUCCGCAUCCUAGAGCAGCGGCUCAACCGACACAAGGAGCUCGCCCCGCUGAAGUACCUGGCCCUGGAAGAAAAGCUCUACAAGGACCCUCGCCUGAUGGAGUUCCUCAAAGUCUUCGCUUGAGGAACUUCCGGGGUGGGGUGGGGGCUAUUUCAGCAGAAACAGCCAGCCAAAGCCCCUCUCCUCCACAGCCCGGCCCUGGGCCUCCUUCCCAAGUGCCCCCACUGCCCCAGCACCUGCUCUGCCGCCCUCUGUGCCUGCUUCUCAUGGGUUUCCUGUAAAUAAACACUUUAAUUUGCCGUGGGUACCUCCUAUUUCACAGCUCCAGCACCCCACCCCCUUCCCUUCUUACACCGCCUUCCUCACUUCCCCGUGGCCACCUCCUCGUUUGCUGCUGUUCCAGCUCAUCUGGAAGGUUGAGUCUUUGCAGCAUCUCUGAGCCCUGAAGCACACACACAAAACCAUACGAGGCCUGCUGCCCUGGAGUUGAUUUUGACUGGGGACAAGUGCCCUGCACGGUCCUCUAGGCUGUGAUCUUUCUGGAAACACACUGCCAGGCCUUUCUUCCGCAGUGCUGUUGGGUGGGCAGGUGAGUGCAAAAAGAUAGCUGGACCUUCAUGUGACUGGGGGCCCAGGUGUGUGCGCUGGGGUUCUGGGUCUGACAUGCGGCUGUAGGGGCCUGAAUUCUCGGUCCUCUACGUAACAACAGUUUGCUCCUCUGUGGAGUGGGGACAGCAGUGUUGUAUUUAGUGAGGCAAGCCUUGCAUUGCAGAGAGGCCUGGGACUCUCUGUAGUACAAAGCACCUACUACCUACUUCAAAUUGGACGAUACACGUGGAAGGUGGUUGUUGCAUAAUCUGUCAACUU
Echinops telfairi (small Madagascar hedgehog) is the source of this 3357-nucleotide messenger RNA. It is a transcript of the gene DRC7, whose product is annotated as dynein regulatory complex subunit 7. Gene Ontology annotation, cellular component: motile cilium. Lineage: Eukaryota; Metazoa; Chordata; Mammalia; Afrosoricida; Tenrecidae. The record is from RefSeq and is a predicted model, not a curated record. Gene Ontology annotation, biological process: flagellated sperm motility. The transcript has 17 exons. Bases 1 to 2613 code for a protein of 870 amino acids.